This is a messenger RNA of Cucurbita maxima (winter squash), 4346 nucleotides long. Its product is annotated as pleiotropic drug resistance protein 1-like. The transcript has 24 exons. The record is from RefSeq and is a predicted model, not a curated record. Bases 23 to 4243 code for a protein of 1406 amino acids. Lineage: Eukaryota; Viridiplantae; Streptophyta; Magnoliopsida; Cucurbitales; Cucurbitaceae. Gene Ontology annotation, cellular component: membrane. Gene Ontology annotation, molecular function: ATP binding; ABC-type transporter activity; ATP hydrolysis activity.
UUUUAGUUUAUUUUGGAUUGAAAUGGAUUUGGGGAUUGGGAGUUCGUUUAGGAGCAAUGGGAGCUUCAGAAUGGAUGCAUGUUCAAGAUCAUCGGCGGCGGAAGAAGACGAGGAGGCUCUGAAAUGGGCAGCCAUUGAAAAGCUUCCGACGUUCAGACGUCUGAGGAAAGGGUUGGUGACGACCUUGGAGGGCGCCGCCGAUGAAGUGGAUAUCAUGAAUCUUGGGCAACAAAACAGGAAGAAUUUGAUGGAGAUGUUGCUUAAAGUUGCUGAAGAGGAUAACGAGAAGUUCUUGCUCAAACUCCACAAUCGCUUUCAAAGAGUUGGAAUCGAAGUUCCGACAAUUGAGGUUCGGUUUGAGCAAUUGAAUGUGAAGGCGGAUGUUCAUGUCGGAAGCAGAGCUCUGCCGACAGUUGUGAAUUUUACACUCAAUAUGGUGGAGGGUUUGUUGGGUUACCUUCAUCUGUUUUCCAGUGGAAAGCAGCCGUUAAAAAUCCUUCGUAAUGUCAGUGGAAUCGUCAAGCCUGGAAGAAUGACACUGCUGUUGGGACCUCCAAGCUCUGGAAAGACCACUCUUUUAUUAGCACUGGCAGGAAAGCUUGAUCCUGGAGUAAAAGCAACGGGAAAAGUGAGCUACAAUGGGCAUGGAAUGAAGGAAUUUGUACCGCAGAGGACUGCUGCGUACAUAAGUCAAUUUGAUCUUCAUAUUGGAGAAAUGACUGUAAGGGAAACAUUAGCUUUCGCUGCACAAUGCCAGGGCGUCGGCUCCCGCCAUGACAUGCUAGCAGAACUGUCAAGGAGAGAGUUCGAAGCAAAUAUAAAGCCCGAUCCUAAUAUUGAUACUUUCAUGAAGGCUGCUGCGACAGAAGGUCAAGAAGAAAGUAUGAUGAUAGAUUAUAUCCUGAAGAUUUUGGGACUGGAAGGAUGUGCUGCUGCAAUGGUUGGUGAUGAAAUGAUAAGGGGAAUCUCCGGCGGACAAAGAAAGCGAGUCACUACAGGUGAGAUGCUAGUUGGGCCAGCAAGGGCUUUAUUUAUGGACGAGAUAUCUACUGGACUUGAUAGCUCCACCACGUUUCAAAUAGUGAAUUCAUUGAGGCAAUGUAUUCAUAUUCUCAAAGGGACUGCAGUUCUUUCGCUUCUCCAGCCAGCACCAGAGACUUAUGAGCUUUUUGAUGACAUAAUUCUUCUCUCAGAUGGCCAAAUUGUUUAUCAGGGUCCUCGUGAUCAGGUGCUUCAGUUUUUUGAAACUAUGGGGUUUGUUUGUCCUGAGAGGAAGGGUGUGGCUGAUUUUCUUCAAGAGGUGACAUCAGAGAAAGAUCAAGAACAGUACUGGAAAAACAAAGAGGAGCCUUACAACUUCAUUACUCCUAGUGAAUUUUGUGUAGCAUUUCAAUCAUUUCAUGUUGGCAGAGGACUUGGAGAUGAACUUGCCAUUCCUUUUGAUAAGUCUAAGAGCCAUAGAGCCGCUUUGACAACCCACAAAUAUGGUGUUGGAAAGAGACAGCUCUUGAAAGCCUGUUUCUCUAGAGAGAUCCUUCUAAUGAAGAGAAACUCCUUCGUCUACAUUUUCAAACUGUUUCAGCUAUUGGUAAUGGCUCUAGUUACAAUGAGUGUGUUCUUAAGAACUGAGAUGCACCAUGAUACAAUUGUGGAUGGAGGAAUAUACACUGGUGCUUUGUUCUUUUCAGUUAUUAUGGUUAUGUUUAAUGGGUUAUCAGAGCUCUCAUUAACCAUAAUUAAGCUUCCUACUUUUUACAAGCAAAGGGACCUCUUAUUCUAUCCCUCAUGGGCUUAUUCUCUUCCCAAUUGGAUCCUCAAGAUUCCUUUUACUUUCAUUGAAGUUGCUUUGUGGGUUGGAAUCACCUACUAUGGCAUUGGAUUUGAUCCAAAUAUUGAGAGGUUUUUCAAACAAUUCUUGCUGCUUCUACUAGUAAACCAGAUGGCUUCUGCACUAUUCCGGUUUGUUGCUGCAUUGUGUCGGAAUUUGGUUGUCGCGAACACGGUUGGCUCUUUUAUACUUCUGACCCUCUAUGCACUUGGCGGGUUUGUCCUGUCUCGAGUGGACAUUAAGAAAUGGUGGACAUGGGGCUACUGGAUUUCACCAAUAAUGUAUGCUCAAAAUGCUAUAGUUGUAAAUGAGUUCCUUGGAAAGAGUUGGGCAGAUGAAGCCUUGGGAUUUAUUGUAUUGAAGUCCCGUGGAUUCUUCCCAAAUGCAUAUUGGUAUUGGAUUGGUGUAGGAGCUUUGCUUGGCUAUACGUUUUUGUUCAACUUCUUGUUCACUGUCGCAUUGUCGUUGCUCGACCCAUUUGGGAAGGGCCAAGCUGUUAAAUCAGGGGAACCAGAAGACAUUGACAAAAGAGGGGCCUCAGUUUCCAAUACUGAAAUGGGUUUACAAGCCAAUGCCCAAAGUAGAACAGGAAUGAUUCUUCCAUUUGAGCAACAUUCAAUCGCAUUUGAAAAUAUCACAUACUCUGUUGACAUGCCCCAGGGGAUGAAAAAUCAAGGUAUUGUAGAAGAAAAAUUGGUGCUACUGAAGGGUAUAAGUGGGGCAUUCAGGCCAGGUGUUUUAACAGCUCUUAUGGGAGUGAGUGGUGCUGGUAAGACAACACUAAUGGAUGUCUUGGCUGGUAGAAAAACAGGCGGUUACAUUGAAGGAAGCAUCAAAAUAUCUGGUUAUCCAAAGAAGCAAGAAACAUUUGCUAGAAUCUCAGGUUAUUGUGAACAAAAUGACAUCCAUUCUCCUCAUGUUACCGUCUACGAAUCCUUGCUCUACUCGGCAUGGCUCCGUUUACCUCGUGAAGUCGAUACCGAAACUAGAAAGAUGUUCAUUGAAGAAGUGAUGGAGCUUGUGGAAUUGAAGACAUUGAGGGAUGCUCUAGUUGGAUUGCCAGGCGAAAACGGUCUGUCGUCCGAGCAGCGUAAGCGACUCACAAUAGCAGUGGAGCUUGUAGCAAAUCCAUCCAUAAUAUUCAUGGAUGAGCCAACCUCAGGGCUUGAUGCAAGAGCUGCAGCGAUCGUCAUGCGAACCGUUCGAAACACGGUCGAUACUGGAAGAACUGUCGUGUGCACCAUUCAUCAACCGAGCAUCGACAUCUUCGAAGCUUUUGACGAGCUGUUCUUGAUGAAACCAGGAGGCCAAGAAAUAUACGUUGGUCCAUUGGGUCGCCAUUCUUUUCAUCUAAUAAACUACUUUGAGGAAAUCAAAGGAGUUGCUAAAAUAAAGGAUCAAUACAACCCUGCUACAUGGAUGCUAGAAGUCACUUCCCCAGCUCAGGAACUAGCUUUAGGGGUUGACUUCACAGAUUUGUAUAAAAGCUCUGAACUUUAUAGGACGAACACGAUGCUAGUUGAAGAAUUGAGUGUCCCGACACCGGGGUCGAAAGACCUAUAUUUCCCAACGAAAUACUCGCGAUCACUUUACACACAAUGUAUAGCUUGUUUAUGGAAGCAACAUUGGUCUAACUGGCGCAACCCCUCGUACUCGGCCGUGAGAUUACUCUUUACGGUCGUCAUUGCGCUCAUGUUCGGAACAAUGUUUUGGGACCUUGGUUCCAAAAGGAAAAGGCAACAAGAUCUAUUCAAUGCUAUGGGUUCAAUGUACACUGCUACUCUGUUCCUGGGAGUUCAAAAUGCUUUCAAUGUGCAACCAGUGGUCGCCGUUGAACGAAGCGUAUUUUAUCGUGAAAGAGCAGCUGGAAUGUACUCGGCCUUUUCGUAUGCAUUCGGGAUGGUGCUGAUAGAACUCCCAUAUGUUUUGGUCCAAGCAGUGGUUUACUGUCUCCUAGUGUACUCAAUGAUUGGAUUUGAAUGGACCGUGGCUAAGUUCCUGUGGUAUUUGGUCAUAAUGUACUUCACUUUGCUGUACUUCACUUUCUAUGGGAUGAUGGCUGUGGCCAUGACACCAAAUCAUCACAUUGCUUCAAUUAUCUCCUUUGCAUUCUUUGCAUUAUGGAAUCUCUUCUCAGGAUUUGUAGUCCCGAAACCGAGGAUUCCAGUGUGGUGGAUAUGGUACUACUGGGUUUGUCCCGUGGCGUGGACGUUGUAUGGAUUAGUUGCCUCUCAAUUUGGAGAUGUUAAGGAUGUUCUUGAAACAGGAGAAACUGUGGAAGAAUUUGUUAGACUCUAUUUUGGUUUCAGACAUAAUUUUGUAGACAUUUCUGCUUCUGUGGUUGUCGGAUUUGGUGUUCUUUUUGCUUUGGUAUUUGCCAUCUCUAUCAGCCUUUUUAAUUUCCAAAGAAGAUGAUAAUGUUUUAGGUUGUAUGUUUUGUAAUGUGUCUAACUAUGUAGAGGGAAAAGGGAAAAAAGGGGAAAGAAAAUAUGUAGAAUUGAUGUUUGUAUUUCAAUGU